AUGUCCGACGCCGCGCCCGCGCAGUACAAGCAGAAGAGCCGCAAGGGCAAGAAGGCCUGGAGGAAGAAUGUCGACGUCACCGCCGUUGCGUCGGGGCUGGACGAGGUGCGGGACCAGAUAAUCGCCGGCGGCGUCAUCGCCGAAAAACCCUCGGACCAGCUCUUCGCCAUCGACACCGCCGGCGACGCCGCCGUCCAGAAAAAAGUCCAGUCGCGCCACAAGCCGCUCAAGGUCGACCAGAUCCUCGCCGCCCGCUCCGCCGUCCCCGCCGUGCCCUCCCGCAAGCGCCUGUCCGAGCUCGACGACGAGGGCAAGCGGAAGAAGGCCAAGGUCUCCGGCCGCGAGUACGACCGCCUGCGCGCCAUUGCCUACGGCGGCGAGCAGGUCAAGAAGGACGUCGUGCAGUCCGGCGCCACCGCCACGUACGAUCCCUGGGCCGUGCAGCAGGUCGUCGAGGAGCCGCAGUUCUCGUUCCUCGAGAAGAAGAAGCCAAAGGUCGAGCCCACCACCCUCAAGCGCGCGCCAGUCUCGCUCGCCAAGGACGGCAAGAAGAUCCCCGCCGUGCGCAAGCCCGCCGCCGGCAAGUCCUACAACCCCAACUUCGACGAGUGGCAGGCCCUGCUCAUCCGCGAGUCCGAAAAGGCCGUGGCCGACGAGAAGAAGCGCCUGCAGGAGGCCCAGGAGGAGGCCGAGCGCAUGGAGCGCGCCGCCGCCGACACAGACGAGGACUCGGGCGAGGAGAGCGUGUGGGAGAGCGAGUGGGAGGGCUUCAGCGGCGACGAGGCCGCAAAGGCAAAGGCAAAGCGCCCCGAGCGCAAGUCGGCCACACAGCGCAACAAGAUCAAGCGGAGAAAGGACGCCGAGCGCGCCGCCGUCCACGACGCCAAAAUGAAGGCCAAGGACCAGCAGGUCCAGAUGAUCAAGGCCCUCGCCCGCAGCGUCGAGGAGAAGGAGCGCGCCCGCGACGCCGCCAAGACCAUGGCCCUCGCCAUCGAGGCCGAAGCCGCCGGCACCCUCGACGUCGACGACGGCGACCUGCUCGAGCUGCGCAAGAAGCAGUUUGGCCGCAUCCCCAUCAUGGAAGCCCCCCUCGAAGUCGUCCUGCCCGACGAGCUGCGCGACUCGCUGCGCGCCCUCAAGCCCGAGGGCAACCUGCUCAAGGACCGCUUCCGCAGCAUGAUGCUGCGCGGCGUCGUCGAGCCGCGCCGCCACAUUCCCUACGCUAAGCAGAGGAAGUACACCGUCUCGGAGAAGUGGAGUUAUAAGGACUGGGAGUUGCCGGCGGCGCAGUAG
This is a messenger RNA of Boeremia exigua, 1293 nucleotides long. RefSeq names its product ribosome biogenesis protein Nop53/GLTSCR2. Gene Ontology annotation, cellular component: nucleolus. Lineage: Eukaryota; Fungi; Ascomycota; Dothideomycetes; Pleosporales; Didymellaceae. The coding region runs from base 1 to 1293 and encodes 430 amino acids. Gene Ontology annotation, biological process: ribosomal large subunit assembly; rRNA processing. The transcript has 3 exons. Gene Ontology annotation, molecular function: 5S rRNA binding. The record is from RefSeq and is a predicted model, not a curated record.